Dermatophagoides pteronyssinus (European house dust mite) is the source of this 8228-nucleotide messenger RNA. It is a transcript of the gene jbug, whose product is annotated as filamin-type immunoglobulin domains fbug. Lineage: Eukaryota; Metazoa; Arthropoda; Arachnida; Sarcoptiformes; Pyroglyphidae. The record is from RefSeq and is a predicted model, not a curated record. Gene Ontology annotation, biological process: actin cytoskeleton organization. Gene Ontology annotation, molecular function: actin filament binding.
UUCUGAACCAAUUUGAAAAUGUCGUGAUUAUCGUUAUUUUAACUAAUCAAAUAAUGGAUUCGCAACGUAAAAAUCAACAUAAAAAUGAAUCAUCAUCAUCAUUUUUAUCCAAACCAACUGAUGAAUCAAUUUGGAUCGAUAUACAACAGAAAACAUUUACCAAUUGGGUAAAUGAACAACUUAAACCGAAUGGUUUAUAUGUACAAAAUUUACAACAAGAUUUUUCCAACGGCUUGAAAUUAAUUGCCUUGGUUGAAUGUUUACAAAAACGUCGUUUGAAAAAAGUUUCGAAACCAUUAAAUCAACAUCAAUCAAUUGAAAAUGUACAGAUUGCAUUGAAUGCAAUUGCUUCUGAUUGUAUACGACUAGUUAAUAUUGGAAGUACCGAUAUUGUAUCGGGUAAUCUAAAAUUAAUAUUAGGUUUAUUAUGGCAACUAAUAACACGUUAUCAAUUGGGUAAAGCAUCAACACCGCCAAAAAAAUUAAUGCUUUCAUGGUUAGAAUCAGCUAUACCGGAUUUGAAGAUAAAAAAUUUUACAAAAGAUUGGAAUAAUGGUAUUGCAUUGGCAGCAUUAUUAGAUUUUUGUCAACCAGGUAUUUUCGGUGAUUGGAGAAAAUUAUCACCAAAAAAUUGUUUAGAAAAUUGUCAUAAAGCAAUGACAAUUGCAAAAGCUGAAUUUAAUAUCCCGAUGAUUAUAACAGCUGAAGAUCUGAGUAAUCCAAAUCUGGAUGAAAAAUCAUCAUUAACAUAUCUUUCAUAUUUUAUGAAAGAAAAUGGUCCUGGUUAUAAUCUUGUUAUUAAUUGGGCAAGACAAAUGUUACCAAAUAUGGAUAUAAAAAAUCUGACUACUGAUUGGAAUAGUGGUAUAUUAUUCUGUCAAUUACUUUCGGAACUUGGUGCCAAUGGAAUAAAUUUAUCCAAACUUAAUUCAGAUAAAAAAUAUUGGGAAAAUAAUUGGUCAUUAGCUAUUGAUUGUUGUCGGCAAUUAGCCAGUAUUGAACCACCAAAUCAAUUAAAACCAAAACAUUUUUCUGAUCCAAAUAUUGAAUAUAUAAGUAUUAUGGCUUAUUUAACCAAAUUGAUACAUAUUUCAAGAAAACAAGAUUUAUUACGAAUAAUUGGUGUUAAUUUGAAUAAUGUUUUCGUUCAAAAAGAAGCUAUAUUUAAUUUGGAAUUACUUACCGAUAAUAUUGAACUGGAAUAUAUUCGGUCAGAAGUUCAUUCAUCAACAAAUAAACUGGUAACAUCGGAAAUAACUGUAAAUAAAUAUGGCGGUACGGGGAAAUUUGUACCCAUAGAAUCUGGUCUACAUGAAUUGAAAAUUUUUUAUAAAGAUAAUCUUGCAACUAAACCAUUAAAAAUUAAAGUACAUCCAGAUUUGACAAAUGUUAUAUUUUCUGGUAUUGAACCUUGUUCAGUUGGUUCAUUAGUUGAAGUUGUUAUCAAUUCAAAUGGUGCCGGUUCAUCCGAUGUUAAAGUAGUUGCCGUAUCAUCAACCAAACGUGAAUUAAAUUGUGAACUAAUUGAAAAAGAUAAUUCAAUUAUUGCAAAUUUUAUACCGGAUGAAAUUGGUGAAUGGCGUAUUGCCAUUACUUAUUCGGGUGAACAUAUUAAUGGUAGUCCAUUUCCAUGUUUAGUUUAUGAUAGUAAUCAAGUUAUCAUUAAUUAUCAUAAUAAUAAUGAUCAACAACAACAAUUGACAAUGAUGAAUGAAAAUAUUUUCUUUACAAUCGAUACACGUAAUGCUGGUUGGGGUAAAUUGGAUAUCAAAGUUGUUAAUCCUUCAAUUGUUAAUCAACAACAACCGAUACCAAUUGAAAUUGAUGAACGUGGAAAUGGUAUAUAUAAUGUAUCAUUUAAACCAGAAUCAGCAGGAAAAUAUUUUCUACAUGUAACAUUCAAUCAACAAGAUGUACCAAAUUCACCCAUUGAAAUUGAUGUUAAUUCAUCAUCAUCGACGAUGAUUAAUGAUCUAAAUAAUCGAAUGAAACGUGCUACUUUAGAUGAAAUAUCUUCGAUCAAUAACAAUAAUAAUAAUCAUAAUGGUAAUAAUAAACAACCACAACAGCAAAUCGAACAAAAACCGAUUGAAGUUAUUGAAAAUCAAGAAAUAUUUGGUACACAAGUUGGCAAAUUGGCACAAUUAGAAAUCAAUAAUCUUGAUGAUCAAACAAAUAUGUUAUCAUAUUUUGUUAAAGAUCCUUUUCAGCAAGAAUUACCUGCAUUAUUAAAACGAAUAUCAUCACCUGGUGGUGGUGGUUCGUAUAAAUUAGAAUUCAAACCAUUAAUUGUCGGUAGUCAUACUGUAUUUAUCGAUCUUGAUGAUCAACCAAUUAAAGGUAGUCCAUUCAUAUGGAAUGUUUAUGAUUGUAGCCAGGUGAAAGUAUUUUUUCCCAACACCACUAAUAACAUAAUGAUUGGAAAUGAUGUUCAUUUUGAAAUUGAUACAUCAAAUGCUGGCCUUGGAAAUGUUGAAGUUUUAAUUGAUAAUGGUUCAAUUCCUUGUACAUUGAAACCAUUAAGUAAAACAAGAUAUUUAGGAAUUUUUAAAAGAAAAUCAACAUCAAAUUCAAUUAUCGAUAUUAGAUUUAAUGGUGAAAGUAUACCACAAUCACCAUUCUGUUUAGAAACAAUUUUGAACGGAAAACAUCAACAUAAUAAUCAAGAUGAAGAUGAUGUUAUUGAUGGUAUAAAAUCCAACGGUACAUUUCAUAUUGAAUCAUUGGAAAAUUUUAAAGUUAAUCAACAAACAUCAUUUACAAUUAGUGUUAAAAAUAUGAUGAUAAAUGUUGAAGAUUUAUCUGUUUCAAUAUUGGAUACAACAAUAUCCUCGGUAAUAAAUUAUCGUAUAAUUGAAGAACCGGAUAAUGUUUAUCGUUGUCAAUUCACUGCAUCAAUAGUUGGAACAUAUCAAUUUAAAAUAUUCUAUAAAGAUUCAAUGAUACAUACAUUUACAGCUAAAGCAUAUGAUAUAACGAAAAUUACUGUCAGUGAUAUACCAAAGAAAAUCAUUUUAGGACAAAAAUGUAAUAUACAAGUUGAUGCAUCGAAUGCAGGUGAAGGACAAUUAGAAAUUGCUGUAAAUGAUGGUGAAGUACCUAAUCAUGUUCAAGUAUUAGGUAAUGGUAAAUGUUUGAUAAGUUUUAAACCAGAACAACUUAUUGAACAUAUUGUGGAUAUUAAAUUUAAUAAUGAAAAUAUUUUGGGUUGUCCAUUUCGUUGUCAAGUGGAUGAAUUUCCUGAUUUAAAAUUUGAUCUUUCACGUAUCGAACUGGUACAGGUUGGUUAUCCGGUACAAUUUUCAAUCGAAAGUAGCCAUUUAUUGGAGAAAAAUUUUUCAAUCAUUAUUACAUCACCAUCGAAUAAAAUUAUGCCAGUAAAUAUUCAACAAGGAAAUCCAUUAUUGUUAUGUGAAUUUGUACCAAAUGAAGUUGGUCCUUAUGCUAUAAAUUUUGAAUAUUGUUCCAAACUAGUCUUUAAUCAGCCAUAUUUAAUUAAAAGUUUUGAUCCAACAAAGGUGAUUGUUAGUGCACCGGCAAAUGGUUGUGUUGGAAAAUCCAUACAAUUUAUUGUUGAUGCUAUUUAUGCUGGUGAAGGCAAUCUUGAAAUAUCUGUGGUAACAAAUGAAAAAAAUGUGCCAACACAAGUACAACCAAUUGGUGGUGCAAAAUUUGGUGUUUGUUUUACACCGACCCAGGCAAAUGAUCAUAUUGUUUCAAUUACAUUCAAUAAUAUUGCUGUUAAUGGCAAUCCAUUUUUGGUCAAUGUCCUACCAUCAACUGAUAAACCAAUCGUUACUGGAUCAGCAUUAUAUUUUUCACCAGUCGAUCAAAUAGCCCGUCUUACAAUACAUAAUGUUGAUUCAGAAAAUGAUAUUAUAGCCAAAGUACAAGAUGGAAAUAAUCAAGUUGUUUCAGCAAACAUUAUUAAAGAUUUACAAAAUCAAUGUAUUCAUUUGGAAUUUUUGCCUAAAAUGCCAGGCGAGUAUAAAGUUCAACUAAAAUAUAAAGGCGAACAUAUACAAGGAUCACCAUUUAUGACAAAAAUUUAUGAUAUUAAAAAAAUUAAAGUUAAAGAUAUUCCAAAUGAAAUUUGCUUAGGGAAAAUGGUUACCUUUUUAGUUGAAGCAACAAAUGCUGGACCAGGAAAUCUAGAAGUAAUCGUUAAUAAUGGUAAAGUACCAUCAACACCAAAAUCAUUGGGACCUAGUUUAUAUGCAAUAUCAUUUGUACCUACUGAUCCGGAAAUUCAUGUUAUUGAAAUAAAAUUCAAUGGAAAAAAUGUUGAAAAUUCACCAUUUCGCUGUAAAAUACUUGAUGCCGAAAAGGUGAUGUUUCAACCGCUGGAAAAAGUUGCCGUGAAUAAAGUUGCACAGAUUACAGUCGAUACAAAUGGUGGCCUAUUAAAUGAAAAUUCUAUCGUUAUUCUAAGUCCAUCACAUCAGAAUUUAAAACCAAUAUUAUUGGGUGAUCAUUUAAAUGGUUAUCAAAUACAAUUCUGUCCAAUUGAAGUUGGUGAUCAUGCUAUUGAUAUAAAAAUUGGUAACAAUUCAAUACCUGGUUGUCCUUUUUUGGUUAAAGUUUAUGAUUCGAAAAAAGUUAAAGUUACUGAUAUAAAAAAUGGUUUUGUUGGCAAACCGAUUUAUUUUUCAAUCAAUGCAAGUCCAGCUGGUGCUGGAAAUUUAGAAAUUAUUGUUUCAUCAAAUGGUCGAAAUGUACCAAAUUAUGUACAAUCGGAAGGAAAUGCAAAAUUUCGUGUAAAUUUUAAACCAACUGAAGCAACAUUACAUAUGAUUAGUUGUAAAUUUAAUGGUGAACCAGUACCGGGUAGUCCAUUUACUGUACAAGUAUUUGAAGAAACAAAUCCACUUGGAACAUUAUUUUCUGAUUCAUCGAUCAAAAAUAUUUCACUGAACAAAGGUGUUGAAUUUAGGAUAGAAAAUCCAAAUAAUGAAAUGAAACAAUGUCAGAUAAUAAUAACAACACCAAGUCGUAAAAAUAUUAAUCCAACAAUUGAAAAAUUACCAAAUCAUUUCAUCAUACAAUUUAAGCCAACCGAAAUUGGACCACAUCAAAUGAUUAUUUCAUUGGAUGGUUUACCUGUUCCUGGUUGCCCGUUUACCUGUAAUGUUUAUGAUGUAAACAAAAUCAAACUCGGACAAUUAAAUAAAUGUAUCGUACGUAAACCAUAUACAUUUCAAGUUGAUGCUUCACAAGCAGGUGAAGGUACAUUAGAAUUAGUAAUAUCAACUGAUAAUAGUUCUGUUCGUGCUGAAGUUCUAAUGAAAAGUCGUGGGCUUUAUGAUGUUACAUUUUUACCUCAAGAUUGUCGGCCACAUUAUCUAAAUAUGACUUUUAAUGAUGAAGAUGUUCCAGGUAGUCCAUUUAAUAUCGAUAUUAUUGAUUCACCUGUUUCUCCAACAACAACAACAUCAUCAACAUUAACGACAACAGGUGCACCACUUGUUGAAGAUCGAAGAUUAUUGACUGGACGAACAAAUCAAAUCAAUGUUGUUAAUUUUCGUACACAAUCAUCUACAUCGACUGUAAACAAUAUUCGUGCCAUUAUUGUCGGGCCAAAUAAAACAAAAAUAUCCGGAACAUUAACAAAAUUGGAUGCAGAAAAUUUUAAACUAGAAUAUUUACCGAAAACAAUUGGGAAAUAUAAGAUUGAAAUUUUCGAAAAUGAUAAACAUCUUUGGAAAGAACCAAUAUUUAUUGAUAUAGUUGAUCCAAAUCAAAUACAGGUAACGAUGCCAGCAAAUCAUUGUUUACAAGGAAAAGAAUAUGAAUUUAAUGUUAAUACUUCGAAAGCUGGUGAAGGAGAAUUAUUAGUAAAAAUCAUUAGUGCUGGUGAUAAUGAUAAUGAUCGAAAAGAAAUUCCAUUUAAAAUGAAAAAUAUUGAAACAAAAUUAUAUAGAUUUUCAUUCAUACCUGAAACAGCUAAUAAUCAUCAAAUUGAAAUCUAUUAUAAUAAAUAUCCUGUUAAUGGAUCACCAUUUUUAAUCAAUGUUCAACCACAUCUUGAAUCAAUCAUUAUCUAUGGUGAAGGUUUGAAAACAGCACAUUGUAAUGAAAGAGCUAUAUUUUUUAUUGAAAGUGAAGAUUUAUCUGCCAAUGAUUUUGAUAUAAUUGUCACCGAUCCCGUUCGAUCACCAUUACCAGUAAAAUGUUAUCAACAAAAAAAUGGUUGUCUAUUGGUUGAAUGGCUGCCGAAAAAAAUCGGCUCCCAUAAGAUUGAAGUAUUUCAUGGUGAUAAACCUGUUAUUGGUUCACCAUUUAUAUGUGAAAUUUUUGAUGCAUCAAAAGUAAAAAUCGAACCAAUCGAAUCAUCAAGUUUUGUUAUUAAUAAAAAAAUUAAUCUACAUCUUAAUCGAAAAAAUGCUGGCUAUGCUGAAUUAGAUGUUACUGUAACAAGUCCAUUAGGUCGUCAUUUACCUAUUGAUGUAAAAGGAAUGCCAAAUGGUGAAGGUGAAUUGAUUGAAUUUGUACCAACAGUACCGGGAAAAUAUAAAAUUGCCAUUACAUAUGGUAAUGUUGAAAUACCGGAUAGUCCGAUUACAUUUUUUGCACAAGAAAGUAUUCUACCAAAAGUAUCGGGUGAUGGUUUACGUUGUGGCCAAAUUAAUGAACCUUGUUGUUUUAUUAUCGAUGCUAAAGAUAUUUAUGGUUCACCUGAAAUUAAAAUUGAUGGACCGGAAAGUGAAACAUCAUUUUCAAUCGAAAAAUGUAAUGAUAUUUAUAAAAUUACCUAUGUUCCAUUGGAAAUUGGUAUAUUUGAUAUAAAAGUAUUAUGGAAUGGCCAGGAAAUUCCAGAAAGUCCAUUUCAUCCACAUAUUGUCAACAUUGAAAAAGUACGAUUGAUUGGUGGUUGGGAAAACAUUUUAGACAUUCAUAAUCGAUUAAUGUUUUGUAUUGGUGAAGAGAAAAAAUUAAUCUUUGAUAUAAGUGAAGCCGGAACAGGAAAAUUGAUGGUUAAAAUCAAACAUAACAACAACAACAGUUUUGAAGAGUUGCCAUUGGAACAAACAGGAUCAUAUAAAUAUAAAAUGUUAUUUAAACCAAAAUUUUGUGGCGAAUAUGAUAUCUAUGUUUAUUUUGAAAAUUUUUUACUACCAAAAAUGCCUAUACAUGCUAUUGUAAAUGAAAAUAGUAUGGAAGGUGUAACUGUUGUUCUUCGUGGUCAUGGUUUGGCUGGUGCUAGAGUUGGUGAAGAAGCUGAAAUCGUUAUCGAUGGAAAAGAUGCUGGUGAUGGCGAACCAGAUGUUACAUUAACUGGUGUUAAAUCUGAUAUCAAAGUUAAAUUGAUUGCUAUUGGUCCUCGAUUAUAUAAAGCAUUAUAUGAACCAAGGAUUCCAGGAACCUAUUUGUUGAAUGUUCUUUGGAAUCAAAAACAAGUAAAAGGAUGUCCAUUAAAAGUUCCUAUAUUACCUAGUUGUGAUUCGAAAAGAGUUAUCUGUACUGGUGAUGGACUUAAAGGUGGUACUAUCGGUAAAGAAAUUAAAGCAUUUAUUGAUACACGAAGAGCUGGUCCAGGUGAAUUAAGUGCACAAUGUAUUGGUCCAAAUAAAGCUGCCAUUUGUGAAUUAUAUGAUCAAAAUGAUGGUACAUUUACAUUAUUAAUACAUCCACAAGAAGGUGGUAAACAUACAUUAACAAUAAAAUAUGGUGGUCAACAUAUUAUCGGAUCACCAUUUUUAAUGAGAAUCUAUUCGGCACCAGAUGCAAGUAAAGUUAGAGUAUUAGGUCCUGGUAUCGAACAUGGAGUAUUGCCAAUUUAUCAAAGCCAUUUUAUGUGUGAUACUAAAGGUGCCGGUGCUGGCCAAUUAACUGUACGAAUUCGUGGACCAAAAGGUGCAUUCAAAGUUGAAAUGCAACGUGAAAGUCAAAAAGAUCGAACAAUUUAUUGUAAAUAUGAUCCAACUGAACCAGGUGAUUAUAGAAUUGAAGUAAAAUGGGCUGGCGAACAUGUACCUGGAUCACCAUUUUUUGUUAUGAUUUUCGAUACACAAGAUGAAUUGAAUCGUUUUUUACGUAAUGGUUGUAGUAAUUCAAUGAUUUCCCUGCCACCAUUAAAUGCUAUCGAACGUAUGGCUGGACCAAAUUAUUCGGAAGAAUGGAAACAAAUUUCAUGGAAAGGAUCUACUGCUGAUCUAUGAUAAUUUACAUUCAAAUCAAAAAGUAUUAUUUUGUUGAUAAUUUAUUCUGAUAUUAACUAAAAACACACU